Messenger RNA from Nematocida parisii ERTm1, 1146 nucleotides. RefSeq lists its product as uncharacterized. Gene Ontology annotation, cellular component: anaphase-promoting complex. Gene Ontology annotation, molecular function: protein binding; ubiquitin ligase activator activity; anaphase-promoting complex binding. The transcript has a single exon. Gene Ontology annotation, biological process: positive regulation of anaphase-promoting complex-dependent catabolic process; positive regulation of ubiquitin protein ligase activity; anaphase-promoting complex-dependent catabolic process. Bases 1 to 1098 code for a protein of 365 amino acids. The record is from RefSeq and is a predicted model, not a curated record. NCBI's taxonomy places the organism in Eukaryota, Fungi, Microsporidia.
AUGCGGAGAUUUGCGUUCGUUUCUGAACAGCCUCCUAUCUCAAGCGAGGAUCUUCUAAGAAAGCACAUGUAUCCACAAGACUCCCACAUGUUUUCCCAUGAGUACGAAAAAAUACUCGCAGGCAGGCAAAUUAUUCCAAGUUUUGAGGGGGCACAGUAUAUCUUCAGGGAAAAGAAGACUGCCCCAAUUAGAAUAACCCGUGUAAAUGGGCUGGCCGAUGACUUUUACAGCAGUUUACUAGACUGGCAGGGGAGCAGUAUAGCAUUUGCACUUGAUGAAAGAAUUUUUGUCCAAAACUUUUUAACAGGAAAAACUCGCCUACUUGCACGCUUGAGCAAUGCGUACAUAACUUCUGUAAAGAUAUCACCCACAGGAAACACAAUCUGCGCAGGAACAUGUACAGGAGACAUUGCUAUAAUUGACAUGGAAGGAAAGAUCCUUGCAAAAAGACACCUGCACAAGUCCAGGAUAGGUGCAAUGGAGUGGAAUGGCAGGCAGGCUGUUACAGGAAGCAGAGACAGAACAAUCAAAACAAUUGACAUUAGAGUUCUUGAAGAGACCCAAAGCAUCUCCCUGCACACACAAGAGGUGUGUGGCCUGGCGUAUUCCCCGUCAAAAGACUAUCUAGCAACUGGGGGCAAUGACAACAAGGUAUUUAUAGUAGACAACCGAACGAGCACUCCAAUACAUAUCCUUUCUGCACACAAAGCGGCAGUAAAGGCACUUGGCUGGUGUCCAGAUAAGUUGGACACACUUGCCACUGGGGGAGGAACAGCCGACAGAACAGUUAAAAUAUGGAACUUAUCUGGCGCAAAGGAAACUCUCCUUGAUUCAAUAGACUACGGCUCGCAGGUGUGCAACAUACGGUGGACCAAAAAGAACGAAAUAAUCACAACGCAUGGGUACACCCAGAACGAUGUGCGAAUUUUAGACAUGACAAAAAACAAGCAAACACAUAUUUUUGAGGGCCACAGAAACAGAGUAAUUCAUUUUGGAAUGAGUUCGGAGGAAGAGUACUUUGCAACAGGUUCUGGCGAUGAAACUGUUUGUAUCUGGAGGGCGCGAGAGAAUGACUUGACAAACUUUUUAGUCAGGUAGCCAAUCGGCCGUGUUUAUUUGUUGUUUCAUCAUCCUUAAAUAAAUCGA